Messenger RNA from Pollicipes pollicipes, 2670 nucleotides. RefSeq lists its product as uncharacterized. NCBI's taxonomy places the organism in Eukaryota, Metazoa, Arthropoda, Thecostraca, Pollicipedomorpha, Pollicipedidae. Gene Ontology annotation, molecular function: protein binding. The coding region runs from base 104 to 2230 and encodes 708 amino acids. The record is from RefSeq and is a predicted model, not a curated record. The transcript is spliced from 11 exons.
UGAAGGGCCUCAACGUGCGCGAAGUAUUGGCAUUUGUGAUUAGUUUGCGAAAGGUACGGCGGUCACCUGUUAAACAUCUAGUGGACUAGCUCCGCCGGCAGUGAUGAACAGCGCUCCGGCGGCAGAGGAGCCGGCGGCGGCGGCGGCGCGCGGCGCGCGACCACCGCUGACGGCCGCCUCCAGCGCCGCCUCCAUCGACGACAGCACCGUCUCGCUGGCCGGCACCGACCGGGCCGACGGCGCCGACCUGGAGCAGCUCUCGGACGAGGAGGAGGACGAGGCGGCCGCCGUCGUGGCCGGCUCGCUGCAGUUCGCCUUGAACGAGCCGGAGGCGCCGAUCCGGGCCAGCGCGCAGCCGGCGUCGGCGGUCGGCGCUGGUGCUGGCGGCGACGGCGCCGACGUGGUCGCCGACGCCGACGCCGUCGCUGUCGCCGUCGCCGACACCGAGCACGAGCUCGGCCAGGAGCUCGAUGAGCCGGCCGCCGUCUACACCGGUCGUCCGGGCGAUCCGGAGCUGCCCGAGGGCAUCGACAAGGACACGGUCACCGUGCUCACCAACGAGUACGGCUGCAAGGCCUGGCUCAUUGGCACGGCCCACUUCAGCAAGAAGAGCCAGGAGGACGUGGCCAAGCUGAUCCGGUUCGUUCGGCCGGAGUGCGUAAUGCUGGAGCUGUGUCGCAGCCGCGUCAACAUCCUGCACAUGGACGAGUCCAACAUCGAGGAGGAGCUGAAGGCGCUCAACUUCGAGCGUGUGUUGGAGAUCCUGCGCCAGAGCGGCGUCGUCGAGGGCUGCCUCUAUCUGCUGAUGCUCAACCUGUCGGCCCACCUGACGCGCGAGCUCGGCAUGGCGCCCGGCGGCGAGUUCCGCACGGCCUACCAGGAGGCGCGGCAGCUGCCGGGCUGUGAAGUGCGCCUGGGCGACCGGCCCAUCCACAUCACCAUCGAGCGCGCGCUGGCCUCGCUCAACGCCUGGAAGAAGCUGCGGCUCGCCUACAACUUGCUCACCUCCAAAGGCUCCAUCACGAAGGAGGAGGUGGAGCGGUGCAAGCAGAAGGAGAUGCUGGAGGAGAUGCUGGAGGAGAUGGCAGGCGACUUCCCCGGCCUGGGCGAGGUGUUUGUCAACGAGCGGGACGUCUUCCUGUGCGCCUCGCUGGCCGACGCCACGCGGGUCGUGCCCUGCAAUACGCUCUCAGGCUGGCGGCCGUCCCGCACGGUGGGCGUGGUGGGCAUCGGCCACGUGCCGGGCAUGAUCCGCAACUGGGGCAAGGUCGACCAUCGGGAUCAGGCGGCGCUGAUGCGGGUGGCGCCACCGUCGCUGCUGGGCCGCGCUGUGCGCAUCACGGUGCGGCUGACCAUCUGGGGCCUGGUGGCCUACUGUGUGUACCGGGUGGCGCCCGUGCCGCGCAAGGAGGCCUGGGUCACCGGACUGAGGGACGGCAUCAGUCAGCAACGUCACGGCCGCGAAGGCCACAGUUCUGCAGCGCUUCAGCGCCGCCAGUUAGCCGGUGGCCGCGCCCGUCCGCCACCAUUUGUUGCAAUGAACGACGAGUACUUCCACGAGGACGCGCGUCUGUUCUACACCGCGGAGAACUGUCCCGGUCUAGGCUGCGACCGCGCGCUCUUCGACGUGCAGCUGUGCAACGCGCUGUGCGCGUGCGGCGCCGAGUGCGCGCGGCGCGUGGUGCAGCGCGGCCCGCGGGCCGGACUGGAGGUGUUCGAUGCCGGCCGCCGUGGCCUCGGCCUGCGCUCGCGGCUCGCGAUCGCAGCUGGCGAGUUCGUCUGCUGCUACGCCGGCGAGGUGGUGGGCGCGGCCGAGGCCGCCCGUCGAUUCGCCACCCAGCCGCCGGCGGCACACAACUACAUCCUGGCGGUGCGCGAGCACUGCGCCGGCCGUCUCACCGUCACCUACAUCGACGCGACGCGCGCGUGUAACGUGGGUCACUACGCCAACCACUCGUGUCGGCCGAACCUGGCGCUGCGGCCGGUGCGCGUGGACUCGCCGGUGCCGCACGCGGCGCUCUUCGCCGCGCGGCCUGUGCGGCCCGGCGAGGAGCUCACCUUCAGCUACGGCGAGGCGGCGGCGGCCGCGGCCGGCCGCGCCUGUCUCUGCGGCGAGCGCGAGUGCCGUGGCUGGCUGCCGAGCCAGGCGGUGACGGAGGAGGAGGAGGGGGCCGGCGGGGAGGCGCGCCCCCAGCGAGCGGGCGGGCCGGUCCACGGCGAGCAGCUGUGAGGACGGCAGUGGUGCCACCUGUCGGCAGCAACCCGCGACAUUCGGCCGACUGUGCUAAUGAUGCGGGGUGGUGUAGACUAACAGACUUGUUUGUAGGCGUUUUCGGUCUGCCCCGUUUUGAGCUAUUUUUACGUGCUCGUGGGCUGUCCGGCGCGUUGUGAGUUGCUGAUCUGAUGGCGAGGACGGCAAGGCAGCAGAGCCUAUCGGCGAGGCAGGGGCGUGCAGGACGCAGCGCUGCAUGGGGUCUGCCGUGCGUGAGUGGUUGUGGUGUUGCGUUACAAAUUUGGAGGUUUUUAGAUUAAAUAAAACGACGGCGUUGAUCUGGCUGUGCUGCAGUGAACGAGGCAGAGGGUUCCCCUGGUGGUGGCUAGCGUUUGUGAUGGGGCUGUGUCACCAUGCGUUAAAGGGUGCUGUUAGGUGUAUUGAUUGGAGGAAUACAU